Molecule: messenger RNA, 4881 nt
Organism: Ixodes scapularis (black-legged tick)
Lineage: Eukaryota; Metazoa; Arthropoda; Arachnida; Ixodida; Ixodidae
Gene: mwh
Exons: 12
Coding region: 72-2270 (732 amino acids)
Biological process (GO): cell migration; cortical actin cytoskeleton organization; regulation of cell shape
Cellular component (GO): cytosol
Molecular function (GO): actin filament binding; small GTPase binding
Source: RefSeq, a predicted model, not a curated record
AUUUGGAGCCCGGACUGGGCAGGAGGGCGGCCCUGAGUCCGACGAGGGGUCGGGAGACCGCCUCAGUCGCCAUGCUGCCUCCGGGAGUGAGGCAGGGGCACGCGCAAGUCACCAGGGGUGACUGCAUGACAGAGUCCAAGAGCGUCUGGGAACUGCGCUUCGCUUACAAGGCGAGUCCCAGACCCCCGUACCUGACGGCCACGGACUACGUGUUCUACGUGAAGAGGCAAACCCAGAGGGACCAGCACCACAGGGCGUGCUCCAACGGCAGCGACUCGUCCGCUUCCAAUGGCAUCGUGCUGAGUCAGGAAGACGCCAUGGUGGAGCUCACCAACUUCACCGAGCUCAUGCGCAGGCUCAAGGAAGACCUACGGUCGUCGUACAGCAGCUUCGUGGAGGAGUUCGUCAGCGAACCUAACGACGGAGUCACGCUUCUGCUGGAUCUGCUGAAGACGUAUCGACGGUCGGCGCCCGAAAACUCCCGCUGCAUCUCCACCAGGGCGCGCCAGCAGCAAGCCAAAAAAGCGCAGUCCGAAGAAUUGGACUGUCUUCAGUGUCUCUUGUACGCCCUGCGAUGCCAAAAAUCGUUGCCCAAGAUCAUCAGUCACGGAAGUGGCCUCUGCACCAUAGCCUCUGGAAUCAUGUCCAACUGCAGCAAAUCCCGCAAGCUGGCGCUUGAGCUCCUGGCCAAGACGUGCGAAGAGCACCCCGCGGGCCAAGCCAUGGUCCUCGAGGCGAUGUCUUCGGUGCGCCUGAUUUUCGGCGAGCCGGUUCGCUUCAAGUUCCUCGUGGCGAUGCUUCUCGGAGGAGGAAAGAUGACUGCGGGCUUCGAGUUCUCCGUGAUGUACUUCUUCAACAUCCUGCUCUCGAACAGCAAGAGUCCCUCCGAGAAAGUGAGGCUACAGAGCGAGCUCGAAGAGGCCGGACUGGACGUCGUACUUCUUGAAAAGAGCCUUCAGGACAAAGGCGUUCCUUCGACGGAUGGAGUCUGGGAGGAGAUUGGACGCUGGAAAAGGAACUACCUGGACGUCGGGACUGCGCUGACCGAGCACAAGCGAGUGGGCAGCGAGAACGGGAAACUCAGGACGGAGGUGGAACUGUUGCGCCGGGCCCUCAGAAAGUUGGAAGAGGACAAAGUGAACCUGAUGCAGGCUGAGCGGGAGCUAAAGGAGAAAUGUGAAGGUCUGAAGCAAGAAGUGAUCACCCUCAAGAAGGUCAUCGAAGAGCCCAAGACGUCGUCGAAGACUUCAGACACGGAGGACAGCGACCAGAGUGACGCGCAGGCGACCGACUCGGGCCGCUCCAGUUUCCUGGAGUACUCGACGGAGACCGAGCAACCCGCCGGCGAAGAAGUGAUCAUCGACAUACCCACGAUACGGCCCCCGGCCGGGUUUCAGUCGGACAACGAAGAGCUGUUGCUGGAGGAGAAGCGGGCCCUGGCCUCGCUCAAGAUCUCGAGCACUCCAGUCCCGAAGGCGGAGUGCACCCUCCCGAGCAGUGCCAGGGGUGACGCCACCAAGGACGACAUCGGGUGGAACUACCCGGCCCUUCCGGAACCCCGCCUGAUGAUUCCGCGAAGCGCGAGGACACCCGACGAAAAACCCCGGGUCGUCGGGGUCCACCGCUUCGUCGACUCCGGCAACCCGGUCUUGCGACGCCGAAGCAAGUCUGAAGACCGCAGAAAACUCCACCAGCAGCCGGAGUCGACGCACGAGAUUAUCAGCAACGGAAUCCUCCUGGACCACAGCGGCAAGGACGUGUCCGUCUGCAAUCCAGGCGUCCCGCAGUCGAAGCCUCAGGACCCCAGAAGGCUUAGGGCCCGCACUCCUUCUGACCUCAUGGUGCGGGCAAAGUCUCAAGAAUUCAAGAAACCCAGCGCGAACGUCUCGGAGCCUCAAAAACACGGGAGUGGCGACUUGCCCCAGCUUCGGGAAGGGUACAAGGGGAACUCCAAGCCUACACAAGCCGUCGCCAGGGCGAGUAGCGCGUGCCGGAGGGCAGCGUCUGCGGAAGUCAUCGAGCAAGAUGGCGAUCCGAGCGAUGCAUCAUCAUUUCCGGCGGCGUUCGCUGCUUACAAGACCAAUUUCAUUCUCCGCGGGCACGGCAACUGCGGCCUGUACUCCGGCAACACUGCAAAUAAGAAUGGCGGCGCCAAGGAAGUUCCUUGCAGCAGUUCGACGUCAACGGUCCCCUGCGCGAGCGACACCAUGAGUUCUGUGGUCCACCGCGAGAUCGCCGACGCCGUUCGACAAAUCGGUGGCUGGCUUUAGCGAGUCGUAUGUUGGAGAUUCAGUUCUUCGCCGUUUCUUGUGGUCUUUGAGUGGACUCUGCUACGCGUUAAGUAUAUAUACCGUCCGUCACUUCACCAUGGUCGCAUGACGAGUCUAUCCAUCAUUCAUAUACCGUCAAAAGAUAGGGCACUUAAAACUGGAGGUCUCCGUAUGAAAAAGCUUCUGCGCCAAUCGUUGGCGAAGGGUCUCUUGUAAAUGUGUCUGUGCGCGUUCGUGAAGUGUUCAAAAUGUACUGAGGUCAGCAUGCUCCAAAACUAGCACAUGGGCACCAUCUCAUUUGCUUGAGGAUACUGGUUAUUAGUAAGCAUUCCAGCUGCUUCAUCUUACAUGCAGUCCGAAGAAAGUUUUGCGGAGAGGUUCCGAUCAUGGGCCUGGUAACUUCGCUUCAACAAUCAGUCCUAACUCCAAGUCGAGUUGAAGGCAAAACUCAUUUGGGUCUAUGCUUGACACGGCGUAAAGCAUUUGCGUUCCUUACCAAAGUCAAUUGGUUGAGCGAAACGUUUGCUGAACUAGUUGAAAAGAAGCGGAACAUGUUUGUAUUCCCGGUGAACUUUGACUAUGGCUUGCCACUGAUAUAAAAUAAUGGCAGGUUAUAGGACUGAUAAUUUGUCUUUCUGUCGAAAGUAUCGCUGUUUGGGCUCAUUACGGUUUGCAAAUUUGUACUUCGUUUGUUGCGGUCUCUAUGAUUAAAAAAAUAGUAAUUCUCACAUGUGAGCAGCAUAACGGCAGCACUUUAUUUUAAAGAUUCAGCACCAUACUUCGAAUUUAUAAAUAAUGACAUAAACCAGCGUAAUUAUUUCAAUGUGCACACAGUGACUUUAUAUGAGGCCAUUCUUAACACUGUUAUCGACAGUCAUUUGAAAAAAGGCUGUCUUUAGAAUACGGAUUGUUUUUGUUUCUUAAAGGUUAGCACGCAUAAGUUCCGUUGAGCAUUUUUAUCUUCCACUCUUGCCACUUCUGUAAUUUAUACGACUACCACCUGUUUUUAUGAAUUUGCUUUGAUUUGACUUUGUCGCAGAAAAGCCCACAAAAAUAUACAUAGGUUCCUUUGUUAAACCUCUCCUUACGGUACCUUAACGACCAUCGGCAACUUGUCUAGCCGAUCGGUGCUUUAGCACCAGAGAAAAACACCUUUAAUCAUUUCAGAUGUUACCAGAUACCAUUAAAACAAUUGUGGGUGGUCAUAGCGUGGGAAAACAAGUACCAGCCAUUAUACCUAUUUCAGUAAUCCUGAUCAGAACCAAACUUGUCAAACUGGCCCAGACUUAAACAUUUACUUUUUAAUGUCUCUUUCUGUGCGCACUUGAAGUCAUUUCGCAAGCUUCUUUUUAAUGAAUCACAAUAACGUCUACCGUCGUUCCUUACCCUAUGGGGUCCUAUUUAUGUUACAUGUUUUAAAUCCAACUCAUCCCAGCAUCUCACCACUUCACAAUGUGAGGCUCCAGGCACUAUAUUACCGAUGCUGACUAGAGGCAGCAGCUCAAGGCAGUUUAAAAAGCUAGGAGCUGGACCCAUCCUCACCAUGGUGCAUGAAAAGCGCGUCUCCGACAUGUGUGUACCGAUUCCUAAAAAGUGAUUCCUCGAAGUUCCCCCUGACAACGUCAUAGAAGUGCCCCAAUGUCGCCGGUCGCGAUCCUGGCGGUGUCACAACAGCGAUGGUGGAUGUAGCAGACGCCUGUUCCGCUGCAGGUCUCCCUCCAGUGUAACAGUCCACGGAAGCUUCGACAGCCAGAAGUUGGGACGCCGCGACAACGGCGACACUCACGUUUGCUCGUGCUUUUUGCCCACCAACCACCAGGAUCGCGACAUCCGACAACAUUACACGCCAGCUUCCGUGACGUCAUUGGGUGCCACUUCAAAACCACUUUUGAUGUAUCGGCAAGCUAGGAUGCGUAACACACCAAUCAGAGACGCCCUCUAGGCACCAUUAAUGUCGACGAGUCAUACUCAUUAAACUCGUAAUCCAAAGCGUCAUUAGAUUAAUUUAACAUUGCUUCCAUCUAAGAAACCAGAGAAGGGGAGGAAGAGGUCUUCAAAACGUGAUGGCACUUGUUUCUUGUACAUACAUGUCCGGAGGCUGUACUGGGAGUAACUCCAAUUCUCGUCACCCUCUUGGCAGCCUCGUGUGCCCUUAUUUAAACAUGUUUUUUUGUACACAAAUGUGCUCGAUGUUUUCACGAGUUCUUCAUGUUUCGGUGUUGGGUUUCUUUUUGUUGGUGCUGCUCUUCCUCGUGUGUGGUGUUGAAGAUCUCUCUUUAUCGUGGUGGUGUGUUUUUGCACCUGGCGUCUGGAAGAGGCAGCGAUCCGUUAAGGAGGUAGUCAAUUUCCAUGGACUCAAUUGACUUCCUUCUUAAUUUGACACUUUGGCUUUUGGACCGGUUUUUAACUCUUCUGUUUUUCUUCUUUCAGGAGAGCGGGGAGUGUAGUUUAAGGAAGCAAUUCUUGUUUCGAUUUUACUUGGUUUUGUGCAGUGCUUCCCGUUGAAAUAAAAGAAACAGGUCGCGAUUUUCCUUGGGAACAAUAGGCAUUUUUUUUGUUUUGAGCGCGAUGUCGAAACUGAGGAAUAAAGGUGAUGCAAAGUUUGAUCUUG